GCGGGGCGCGCACGGUGACGGCAGGAAGGAGUGGGGACAAAUGGCGGAGAGAUGGUCCCGGGGCCCGUCCCGAGCGCGGCGAUAAUCCCGGCGCGGAGGAAACGGCGUCGGAGGAGGCGGCGCCGGGGGCCCUGACGCCCGCGACACCCCGAGAGGGUCCCGCUGCCGGAGGGGCGGAGGCGUCCCGCAGGCUGAGCGCCUUUCGCAGGCGGCGCUUCGGCGGCCCGAACCCGCGGCCGGAGCCACAUCGGCCGGGCCCGCGCCCGGCACCCGCCGCCACCGCUGACGCCGAGAGAAUAUGAAACAGGAGCCAAAAUGACAUCCCGAUUUGGAAAGACCUACAGCCGGAAAGGGGGAAAUGGCAGUUCCAAGUUUGAUGAAGUGUUUUCCAACAAACGGACCACCCUUAGUACGAAAUGGGGAGAAACCACCUUCAUGGCCAAAUUAGGACAGAAGAGGCCCAGUGUCAAACCAGAUAUUUCUGAAGUUCCUAAGAAGCCCAAAGUUGAAGAUGAGGUAACAGAGGAUCCAUUUGGAUUUGACAGUGAUGAAGAAUCUCUUCCUGUGUCUUCAAAGAAUGUGUCACAGGCUAAAAGCUCCUCUCAGCUGGAAUCUGGUGAAGCUGCUCAGUCUGAGGACUUCACUCCUCUAAUUGAAGCAAACAGCAGAAUUAAUCAGCCAGACAGUGGAGAAAAUGUUGCUUCCAGCAAGUGCAUACCUUUUGACAAUACUGUUCCUCUCUUGAAAGAAAAGAGCACAAGCAAAAGUGUGGAAGAUGGAGAAUGCAAGGGCAGCAGUGCUAAACUUGUAACUGCAGAUAAAAUCCAGAACUUGAAGGAAGACAAUGGGAACAGUCAUUUCAUCUAUGACAGUGCUGGAGACAGUAAUAAAACCAAUGCUGAGACCACAGACACUUCUGGAUGCAACACUGAAGCCAAGGACUUGCCUGAUUCUUGGGAUUCCCAUGUUGGAAAAACAACAGAUUCUUCAUCAGAUACAUCUCAGACCAAGGGGCCACUAAGAACUCACUUGUAUGAAUGGGAGGAUGAAACUGAAGACACCAGAACUGGAGAGUAUAUAUUAGCUUUUGACAAUGAACAUCUCUCAGAGGUGAAGAGCAAGGAUGAGGAGUGUGAUAAAGAAGAUAGUGAAAAUCCAAAGGAAGCCAUUAGUGAAGAACUUGUGCAAACUAUACCUAGGCCAAGCAACUGUAGGACAUACUGUCGAUCCAACAAAGCUAAACUGCAGGGGGCAACAAAUUUUGACAAGCUGAUGGAUGGCACUAGUCAGUCUUUAUCCAAAGCAAAUAAUGAGUCAAAUAAUGAUGGUCUGAACCCAGGAAAAAAAGUUUCUUUAAGUAGUGGGACCAGUUUUAGAGGGACAGUUGGACGGACUAGAGACUACACUGUUCUCCACCCAUCUUGCUUGUCAGUUUGCAAUGUCACCAUCCAGGAUACCAUGGAGCGCAUGGAUGAAUUCACCUCAGCAGCCCCGACUGACCUGGGUGAAGCUGGGCGCUUACGGAAAAAAGCAGACAUUGCCACCACAAAAACUACAACCAGGUUCCGACCAAGCAAUACCAAAUCCAAGAAGGAUGUCAAAUUAGAAUUUUUUGGGUUUGAUGAUCAAGACGAGGGAGGGGGAGAUGAAGGUGCCUCUAGAAGUUCUGGGAGUUCCAAUUACAAAAUCAAGUACUUUGGGUUUGAUGACUUAAGUGAAAGCGAGGACGAAGAUGAAGAGUGGCAGGUAGCAGAAAGGAAAGCCAACAAAAAGCGAAGUAGAACUGUACCAUCUGCUUCACUACAGUCAACCUCUGAUGGCAAUGAAAACUGUUCCCAGGAUAGCCAGCUCAGCACUAAUGCAGAUCUGGAGUUUUCAGAGGAUGCAUCUGGUGUGCUUGAAGGCAAUAAGAAGUCCACAAAUAAACAAGGUGAUAAAUCUAAGGAAAACACCAGGAAGAUUUUUAGUGGGCCAAAGCGGUCUCCCACAAAAGCAGUGUAUAAUGCUAGACACUGGAACCAGCCAGAAUCAGAGGCUCUGCCAGCACCACCAGCUUUGAAAACUCCCAGUGUCCCAGUAAGGCUAUCUUCAAAGGAGGCAAUUCAUAAAGAUGAUGGAGUUUUUAAGGCUCCUGCACCACCUCCCAAAGUGAUAAAAACUGUGACAAUACCUACUCAGCCCUAUCAAGAGAUAGUAACUGCAUUGAAAUGUAGGAAAGAAGACAAAGAAUUAUACACUGUUGUUCAGCAUGUAAAGCACUUCAAUGAUGUAGUGGAAUUUGGUGAAAAUCAAGAGUUCACAGAUGAUAUUGAGUACUUGCUAAGUGGAUUGAAGAGCAAUCAGCCCCUAAACACACGUUGCCUUAGUGUAAUCAGCUUGGCGACCAAGUGCGCCAUGCCCAGCUUUCGAAUGCACCUGAGAGCACACGGGAUGGUAGCCAUGGUUUUCAAAACACUGGAUGAUUCCCAGCACCAUCAGAAUUUGUCCCUUUGUACAGCAGCUCUAAUGUACAUUCUGAGUAGAGAUCGCUUGAACAUGGAUUUAGACAGAGCUAGUCUAGAUCUGAUGAUACGGCUUCUGGAAUUGGAACAAGAUGCUUCCUCUGCCAAGCUGCUGAAUGAAAAAGACAUGAAUAAAAUUAAGGAAAAAAUUCGGAGACUGUGUGAAACUGUUCACAACAAACAUCUUGAUCUUGAAAACAUCACGACUGGGCAUUUGGCAAUGGAGACGUUACUGUCUCUCACCUCAAAGCGAGCUGGGGACUGGUUUAAAGAAGAACUGCGGCUUCUGGGUGGUCUGGAUCAUAUUGUAGAUAAAGUUAAAGAAUGUGUGGAUCACCUAAGCAGUGAUGAAAACGAAGAGAAGUUGGUUGCUUCGUUAUGGGGCGCAGAGAGAUGUUUACGGGUCUUAGAAAGUGUAACUGUGCAUAAUCCAGAAAAUCAGAGCUAUCUGAUAGCAUACAAAGACUCACAGCUCAUAGUCUCCUCAGCUAAAGCACUGCAGCAUUGUGAGGAGUUAAUCCAGCGAUAUAAUCGUGCUGAAGACAGUAUCUGUUUACCAGACAGUAAGUCUCUGCCUCACCAGAAUGUAACUAACCACGUGGGAAAAGCUGUGGAAGACUGUAUGAGGGCCAUCAUUGGGGUCUUGCUCAACCUGACAAAUGAUAAUGAAUGGGGUAGUACAAAAACAGGUGAACAAGAUGGUCUGAUAGGCACAGCGAUGAAUUGUGUGCUUCAGGUUCCGAAGUUCCUACCUCAAGAACAGAGAUUUGAUAUUCGGGUGCUGGGAUUGGGUCUGUUGAUCAAUCUCGUGGAAUACAGUGCCCGGAACAGGCACUGCCUUGUCAAUAUGGAAACAUCAUGUUCUUUUGACUCCUUGUGUACGGGUGAAGGAGACGAAAGCCUAAAGAUAACUGGACAGAUUGAUGCUGUUCAGGCUUUAGUGCAGCUGUUCCUGGAGUGUGAGCGAGCGGCACAGCUGGCUGAGAGCCAGACGGACGAGCUGAUUAAAGAAGCUCCCACUGCUCAGCAUGAUAAGAGUGGGGAAUGGCAGGAGACAAGUGGGGAGAUCCAGUGGGUCUCCACAGAGAAGUCAGAUAGUACUGAGGAGAAGGAUAAGAAGGAGGAAGAUGAUGAAGAACUUGACCUUAAUAAAGCUCUUCAGCAUGCUGGGAAGCACAUGGAAGACUGCAUUGUGGCCUCAUACACAGCAUUGCUUCUAGGCUGUCUCUGCCAGGAGAGUCCAAUCAAUGUGACUACUGUGAGAGAGUACUUACCUGAAGGGGACUUCUCGAUAAUGACUGAAAUGCUAAAAAAAUUUCUCAGUUUUAUGAACCUUACGUGUGCUGUUGGAACAACAGGCCAGAAAUCUAUCUCUAGGGUGAUUGAAUACUUGGAACACUGCUAGAUACUUAACUUCCGCUGCAGGCACUCUAAUGCUGGAGCUACCCUUAGACAAAAGAAGAAGUCAUGAAAGAAGUCCUUGAAGGAUAUACCAAGAGCAUUCAUCUGUGUCAUUCGUGUUCGGAUUUUUAAGGCUACCUGGUCUCUUAACCAUGCAUUCAGCAUUUUCUAAAAGACAGUUACUACAUCAAUCUGCAACUAUCAAAAAUGAGGGGAAAAAGGUUCUGAGGAAAGUAAAUAAAGAAACCUUGCUGUUUAUGAUGCAGUGCAGUAUUUAAAUAUUUUUGGCAGGGUUUACCCUCCCUAUCUUUUUUCUUGCUUUGUUCGUGACAAGUUUCAAGGGGAAAAACUUGCUGCUGAUAGUGCAACUGCUGUUUACUGUUGAGCCACUGUUUCAUGCCAGCCAGGUGCAAAGGCAGCUUAGCUACUGAGGUAUCAAACAAAUGUUCUAAUAAAGAAGUUCUGGACAGCA
Messenger RNA from Poecile atricapillus (Black-capped chickadee), 4374 nucleotides. RefSeq names its product WAPL cohesin release factor (gene WAPL). Gene Ontology annotation, biological process: regulation of chromosome condensation. The record is from RefSeq and is a predicted model, not a curated record. NCBI's taxonomy places the organism in Eukaryota, Metazoa, Chordata, Aves, Passeriformes, Paridae. Bases 316 to 3906 code for a protein of 1196 amino acids. The transcript is spliced from 19 exons.